This is a messenger RNA of Entamoeba invadens IP1, 3069 nucleotides long. RefSeq lists its product as hypothetical. Bases 1 to 3069 code for a protein of 1022 amino acids. The transcript has a single exon. The record is from RefSeq and is a predicted model, not a curated record. Lineage: Eukaryota; Evosea; Mastigamoebida; Endamoebidae.
AUGAUUUAUUUUCUUUUCCUGUUAGUAUCAACUUAUGCACUUGAUCAGUGUUAUAUCAAAGAGACUACUCGCAACUGUUUUAAAUAUUACGACCAAAUCGGAAACUUUACGUGUGAUCCCAAUUUGGUUAUAACUGAAUCUGGGUAUUUAUGUGAAGGAGCUUUUAAAGGUCGAACUGUUUUUACUUCGGUUAUUUUAGAACAAAUUACUUCUGUUGACGAUUAUGCAUUUGAAGGAUGUUCCAAUCUUGAAACCUUCACGUUUAAAAUGUCUGAAAGUAGUUCAUCAUCGGAUUAUAUUGGAAAGUCUGCAUUUGUUGGAACCAAGUUGAAAACCAUUAAUUUGAAUAAUAUUUACCUAAUCGAUGAAAGUGCUUUUGCUGGGCUUACUUCUCUCCAACAAAUCACAUUUUAUAAAUAUUUUCCUUCAACAAUUAGAAAGAAUGCUUUUAGAAACAGCGGACUUCAAUCAAUUGGAUAUUCAGUAGACGUUCCUUAUAUUUAUAGAGAUCUUUCAAUAGUUGAUGAAUACGCUUUUAGUGGUACUCAAUUGGAGACUUUUACACUUUAUGAAAACUCGAACAUGUACAUCGGAAAGGGUGCAUUUUCUAAUAUGACAAAUCUUAAGCACUUUAACAUGAGUGGGUGCCCUACCAUAUCCGAAGAAAUGUUUGCUGGAGACGUCUUACUCGAAAGAAUAUUAUUUACAGAAAAUGUUAUUCGAUUAGGGAAAAACGCAUUGAAAGAUUGUGUAAAAUUGACUAAGCUUCAUCUAGGUAAUGUUAUCACUUUCCAAGAUAAUUUGCAGUAUAUUACCGAACUGUUUUAUCAUGGUAUAAACGCUCCAACCGGUGUUUUAGGAGAAAUCAAUUUAAAUUCUGCCAUAAAAGUAUAUGUCAGUAAAAAUUACUCUCCAGCAAAUCUCAAAUUUUUAUCUUCAACUGCAACAAAAUUGAGUUGUAAUAAAGACCAAAAAUAUGAUUUCAAUACAAGUACUUGUGUUGCUUGUGAAAAUAAUUAUGUCACUUAUGAUGGAUGUAGUGAUGAGUGCACUAUAAAUAGUUAUCUUUGUAGUUGGAAAGAUGAAACAUGUUUAGACUAUUUCUGUAGUGGUUAUGCUUGUAAUAGAUGCAACGUGGCUGGUAAAAAAGUGUUUGAUUAUUCCAGUAAAACAUGUACUGAUAUUUGCAACACGGGGAAUGGAUAUUAUUUACUUGGUGAUGGCAGAACUUGCAAAAACUGUAAUAUUUUAAAUUGUUUGAAAUGUGCAGAAAAGGAAAUAAUGGAUCCAAAUACAUAUUUUUCGUACAGCAGCACCAAGUGUACAAUGUGUAUGCCUCCUAAUAUUGUGACAACGAGUGGUACGUGUGUAUCAUCUUGUGAUGUUCAAAAUAAUUAUGCUUAUUAUGUUGAUAUUAAUGGGCAACAGGUUUGCCAAAAAUGUAGUGAUAUUUUGACAAAUUGCAAAAAAUGCACUUCAAACAAUACUUGUUUAGAAUGUAGUGCUUCUUCUUAUUUAUUGGAAGAAACCAAUGAAUGUGUUUCUAAUUGUCCAUUAAAUUAUGGUACAAACAGUGAAUACAAAAAAUGUGUGAAAUGCACUCCAAAUUGUGAGAAUUGUGAUGCACAAAGUUCAAAUGGAGAAACUCAAAUGUGUAAAACAUGUGAACUUGGUUACUAUUUAGUUUCUGACACUAAUGAAUGUGUUGCAAGUUGUGCUGAUUAUUACUACCCAAUUGAAGGCUCAGACACUGAACCGAAAAAGUGUAUACAAUGUGAACGAAAUUGCGUUUCAUGUUCAGGAAGUCAAGGUGAAUUCUGUUCAAAAUGUGAAUUAAAUUACUUUUUAUAUGAUGAAGAAACACCACAAGGAUGUCAAGACCAAUGUUAUGAUGGGUAUUAUGAAACUAAUGAAAAUGGAAUAGCCAAAUGUAAGAAAUGUUCUGUUAUCGAAAAUUGUGUAACAUGCGAAUCAGAAACGAAAUGCACCAAAUGUGGAAAUAACCAAUAUGUACAAGAAGAUGGUUCAUGUGGAGAUACUUGUCCAGAAAAAUAUAGAAAGGGUGAUGGGAUUUGCGAAGAAUGUCCACCACUAUGUAGGGAUUGUCAAGCAUCGGGUAAAACCAAGUGCGAUGUUUGUGAAUUAAACGCUUUUUAUCUUGAUAACAAAACAUGUUCAAAAUCAUGUGAAGAAGGAUACAUGGAAAUCAAAGACACAACUCCAAAUUGGACAUGCAAGAAGUGUGAUGAUAAUAACUGUAAAACAUGUGAAAUAUCCACAGAUGAGAAGUGUGUUGAAUGCAAAGAGAAUUUCUAUUACAAUGGAGAUUCAAAGAAAUGUGAAAGUGGCUGCGACUUGACCACACAUUUUGUGAACAUUUCAGAAAAACUCCAAAUGUGCUCAAUGUGCAACAAAGCAUUCUCAAAUUGCCAAAGUUGCACAUCACAACAAUGCACAAAAUGUGAAACCAAUUAUUACACACAACCAGAUACACCACAUACAUGCGAAAGAGAUUGUCCAGAUGCUUAUUAUAAAGGAGAUGGCGUUUGUACAAAAUGCACCGAUAACUGUUUGAGUUGUGAUGAGUAUUUCUGUCACAGUUGUGAAGAAAAAUACGUACUCAGCAACGGCGAUUUAACAUGCGAACGUUGUCAAGAUAAAAGUUGUUUAAAAUGCAGCCAAGGAAAAGAAAAGUGUGAUAAAUGCGAAUCUCCUAAAUUAAUGGGAAAAGAUUUAACUUGUGUUGAUACAUGUGAAAGUGGGUAUUACAGUAUUAAUGAUGAAUAUUGUGAAAUGUGUCAAGAUCAGAAUUGUGCAGUUUGUGAUAGAUUUGAAUGCAAGGAGUGUGCAUUGGGAAGUUUUAUGUCAAGUGGAUACUGCAGAUCAUCAUGUCCUGACGGAUAUUACGAAAAUAUAAAAGUCUGUAGUGAAUGUACCAAAAUGGCAUCUGAAUAUGGUGUGUGCAAACAAGGAGACUUGGAAUGUAUUGGGUGCUCAUUGGGAAAUAAUAGUGCUAUUAGUACAUCAAUGUUGUUUGCAUUACUCUGUAUGGCAAUGUUAUUGUUUUGA